AUGGAAAUAGUAUUUACUCAAAAACAUCCAAUUCAAUAUGGAACUUAUAUACCUGAAAAGUUUAAUGUAAUUGGAAAAUAUUGUUUUCAAAAAUGUUAUAAUGUUGUUGAUUUUGAUAUUCCAACACAUAUUACUAGAUUAGAGGAGUAUUGUUUUGAUGAAUGUACAUCAUUGGUAUCAAUUAGUAUACCUACAUCAAUUAGUGAAUUACCUGAUUGUUGUUUUAAAUGGUGUACAUCAUUACCAUCAAUUAAUAUACCAUCAUCUGUUAGUAAAAUAGGAGAAAGUUGUUUUUGGGGAUGUUCAUCAUUAAAAUCAAUUAAUAUACCAUCACUAAUUAGUGAAUUACCUUAUGGUUGUUUUAGUUGGUGUUCAUCAUUAACAUCAAUUGAUAUACCAUCAUCAAUUAGUGUAUUAGGAAAUUGUUGUUUUCAAGGAUGUUUAUCGUUAAAUUCAAUUAAUAUUCCAUCAUCAAUUAGUAAAUUAGGAAAUAAAUGUUUUGAUGGAUGUUCAUUAAAAUCAAUUAAUAUACCAUCAUCUAUUAGUGGAUUAGGAAAUUAUUGUUUUGAUGGAUGUCAUUCAUUAACAUCAAUUAAUAUACCAACGUCUGUUAUUGAAAUAGAAGAAUGUUGUUUUUGUAGAUGUUUUUCAUUAACUAGAAUUGAUAUCCAA
This is a messenger RNA of Entamoeba dispar SAW760, 672 nucleotides long. RefSeq lists its product as uncharacterized. The annotation marks the transcript as partial. The transcript has a single exon. The record is from RefSeq and is a predicted model, not a curated record. Lineage: Eukaryota; Evosea; Mastigamoebida; Endamoebidae.